Messenger RNA from Apis laboriosa (Himalayan honeybee), 3041 nucleotides. It is a transcript of the gene klu, whose product is annotated as transcription factor btd. Lineage: Eukaryota; Metazoa; Arthropoda; Insecta; Hymenoptera; Apidae. The record is from RefSeq and is a predicted model, not a curated record. Gene Ontology annotation, biological process: regulation of transcription by RNA polymerase II. Gene Ontology annotation, molecular function: DNA-binding transcription factor activity; RNA polymerase II cis-regulatory region sequence-specific DNA binding.
AUGUUCGUAGCCAUCGCGAGAACGGGGGAGCACCCGGACGAGGUGGGAGGCAGUACGGUGGUAGCCGAGGGUGUAGUAGGCGGCAUAAAGGGCCCAGGCGGCGGGUGCCGCGCAUCCUCGAUGACGAUGGCCGAGAGCGCCGUGGAGGACGCUGCAGCCGCGCCCCCGGGUCCGGCCAAGCCGCCACCGCCCUCCUGCACCAACAACAACACCCUCGCGGCCACGGCCAACCGGAACCAUCGCAAUCUCCGCCGCCGGAAGCGACUCGACCAGGUCCUCGACAUCCUCCAACACCGGAGCUCGCCCUCGGAGGGCGAGGUGUUGAGGUUCGAGGGUAGCGGACCCGCGUCCGAGGAGGAGGAGGACGUGUUCGGCUCCCCGAGGUCGUCUUCCAGAUCGGCCGCCGAUCCGCCGUCCGGCAUCAGUCUUCUGCCCCUCAGGUUGAAGAGCGAGGAGCCCGCCACGCCUACCGGCGUCGAGGAGCAAGAGGACGGGUCGAACGCGAACCAGUCGGCCACCAUCGCCAUCGCCGCAACCACCGCCAUUAUCGCCGCCGCCACCGCCACCACCACCACCACCACCAAUAACAACAACAACAACAACAACAGCAGCAGCAGCAGCAGCAACAACAACAACAACAACGAGGACGAGGACGACGUCGACGACGACGAGAACGGCGACAACAACGGGGAAGAAACUCAGCAACAGCAGCAGCAACAGCAGCAACAGCAACAGAAUCAUCAUUCGCAUCACCACUCGCACCAUCAUCGUCACCGGCACAGGCAUCAUCACAGGAACAACGCCAACCACCUGGCUUACGAUCACCUUCAUCCCCCUCAUCAAAGAUCCUCGGCGCCGAAAUACGCGGGCUGCACCUGCGUCCAGUGUUCCCAAUCCUCCACUCCCCCCAUGGUGCUGCCCUCGCCCACCUCCCCCCCCCUCACCCCCCUCACCCCAUUAACCCCGCUCACCCUGCCCCCGUUAACGCCAGGAUCUCUCUCGUCGUACAGUUUCGAGCACUACAUGCACACCAAGUACCUGCCGGAUAUAUUCAGGGGCCGGAGCCACUCGGACUCGGACUUGGUGCCGGGAUGGGACCAGAAGCCGCCGCUCUCCACCGCCUCGUCCGUGUUCGUCAACCAUCCCUCGUUGAGAAGCGGUUUCUUGGAGAGCGACGCGACCAGCCCCCAGGAAUCCCCGCUCGACCUCUCGAUGAAGAACCUGAUGGCGUCGGCGGCGGCGGCCGCGGCAGCCGCGGCGGCAGCCGCCGCGGCGGCGGCGGCCGCCUCCGGCCGACCGCCCGCCCUCCAGCUACUCCCGCCCGGCAUCGUGUCGAGGGGCUCGGUGAGCGUGCCCGUGGUGAAGGGCGACGUGGCGUCGCCCACUACCAAGGAGAGCGUCGCUGUGAGAUACAACCUCGAGGUGUCCCCCGUGGUCGAGGAGAUGCCGCCCGGGGCGGACGUGGCGUACGUCUGCCCCGUGUGCGGCCAAAUGUUCAGCCUGCACGAUCGGUUGGCGAAGCACAUGGCCUCGAGGCAUCGCAGGCAAGGGCCGCAGGACGCGUCCGCCAAGGCCUACCUCUGCGACGUGUGCAAGAGGAGUUUCGCGAGGUCGGACAUGCUCACCAGACACAUGAGGCUGCACACGGGCGUGAAACCGUACACGUGCAAGGUUUGCGGCCAGGUAUUCAGCAGGUCGGACCAUCUGAGCACCCAUCAGAGGACGCACACGGGCGAGAAGCCGUACAAGUGUCCCCAGUGCGCGUACGCGGCCUGCCGCCGGGACAUGAUCACCAGGCACUUGAGGACCCACGCCAGAUUUCCCGACGUUCAGACGCCUAAGAGCGAGCCAGGCCUCCUCCCCGGCGAGGAUAGCCCAACGUUCGCCCGGGAGAUGGCCUCCCCUUCGGCAACGAUCAAGGCCGAAUGACGACGGCCAGGUGGAUGACCGCCGCGCUUCUCGCCGCUGCUCGUUCCCACCGGAUUUCGAGGAGCAGCACCAGGAAGAGGAGGAGGAGGAGGAGGAGGGCGAUCGGCUUCGACGAACGGUUUCGGGAUCUGGGAGGUGGAGGAGGUUGGAAGAUUCCGAUGACGACCACGAAGACGAGGGCGAAAACGCGAGGAGGACGAUGGAUGGAAGGGAAGAUCGUUGGCGAGGAAAUUUGGUAUUUUUUUUUUUUUUUUCCUUUUUUUCGGUUUAAAAUACGUUCAACGCCUCGUCGUCCUUCGCGUCGUCCAGCUUGAAAAACUUCGAUUUCGAUGUCGAGUAUAACGCUCGUUUAACAGUAUUACAGCGAUGAUACUUGUUCGUCUUCCCCCCCCCCCCCCCGUUGCUUCUCUCGCGGGACUCUUGUUUGCGAGAUUCGUUCGUCGAAGAUGCGAUUUCGUUCGGCGAAACGUUUCCCUUUCGCGUCUCAAUGAAGUUGAGAGUGAUAUAUGAUUCCACGGACUAAUUGUUUCCCCCCUCCCUCCCUUUUAAGUCCCAUAAAUAAUAUCGUUUUAAGAGUUCUUUUUUCGUGAAAAAAAAAAAACAAAAACAAAAACAAAAACAAAAAAACGUCGCGAUAACUUCGAAAGUUUUGCACGUAAUGAAACGUUUUUCGAGAGGCGGAUCGGAUUUUGUUAAGGGGAAAAAAAAGAAAAGAAAAAAAAAAAAAAAACAAUAGAUACAUCAUCGAUCGGCAAAAAGUAAUUUUACGAAUUUCUGAAAACGAAAUUACUUAUGGAACACAUCUCGACAUAUCUCUUCUCUCGAUAAUCUCUCGUUUCACGCGAGUCUUAUCGAUUGUUGGAAUCUCUUUCGAGUCACCCGUUCUCCGUUAAACGUUCGAUACACCAUUCACUCUCCCUCAAUCGAUACUCUCGCAAAUGAAACGGGAAUAAUUUGAAAGCAUUCCCGCCGCUGUUUGCGCGUUUCUUCAAGAUUCACGAUGAUUGCGAUGAUUGCGACAUGGUUGUUUAAAAUUAGCGUGAAUCGGAAUUUUCUCUCGUUGAAAAGUGCGAUCGAGACAGGAAAGAGAGAGAGAGAGAGAGAGAGAGAGA